Molecule: messenger RNA, 1209 nt
Organism: Nilaparvata lugens (brown planthopper)
Lineage: Eukaryota; Metazoa; Arthropoda; Insecta; Hemiptera; Delphacidae
Product: heavy metal-associated isoprenylated plant protein 33-like
Exons: 2
Coding region: 382-831 (149 amino acids)
Source: RefSeq, a predicted model, not a curated record
UGUUACGGUACUCUGUCUAGUGUCAAGGACCGCACAGUUCACAGGAUUGACAUUCAUCGUCUGCUACAUUUCACAACAGUAAUAAUUCUGGUUAGCGCGGUUUGACUUCUGUUAUCUGUUGCAAUGUCUCUUCAAUCUUCAAUUUUCAAAUUUUCUCGAAAAAGUGCGAAGGCCAAUCCGUGGUUGCAUCCCUUCAAAAAUGUGUAUAUAAAUUGCAAGAGUAUUGCUGUCAUUUGUCACUCAAUCCUUGUCUUGCUUUGGUGAUAAGUCUUCUUACAGCAGCUUUGCUUAGAACAAAUUUCAGCUACGAAGAAUUAAAACAUUUCAUCGUGGUUUAACCAAGUUUGACUUUUUGAUCGUGAGUUAUCUUCAGUGGACACAAUGAACGGAGCCUUAUCCAUUCUUACUGUAAUAGCAGUAGUAGCAGUCAGCGUCUCCGGGUUUCCAAAGGGCGGAGGAGGAGGUGGAGGAGGGGGCUGGCCCAUGAAAAUGAUGGGUGGAGGAGGAGGUGGGGGAGGAUGGCCCAUGAAAAUGAUGGGAGGAGGUGGUGGCGGAUGGCCCAUGAAAAUGAUGGGAGGAGGAGGUGGAGGAUGGCCCAUGAAAAUGAUGGGAGGAGGAGGUGGAGGUUGGCCCAUGAAAAUGAUGGGUGGAGGAGGAGGUGGAGGAGGAUGGCCCAUGAAAAUGAUGGGAGGAGGGGGUGGUGGGGGAUGGCCCAUGAAGAUGAUGGGAGGAGGAGGUGGGGGAGGAUGGCCCAUGAAAAUGAUGGGUGGAGGAGGAAAAGGAGGUGGCUGGCCCAUGAUGGGAGGGGGCGGUAUGAUGGGCUGUGACUAGGGAUAGCCGAGACUAUCCUCUAAACAAAUAAUUACCUCUCUCGACUUUCUUAUGAUUUGCUGUAUCCCACAAUAAUCUGUCAUUAUUGAUCUUGAACUCUCUUGUAAUACAGUAUUAUGAGUAUUUGUAAAUGACAAAAUAUUAUUGAUAUCCGAUCACCUUAGUUUUAUAAGUGUGAUUUGUGAAAAUUGUUUUAUUUGUAAUAUUUUUGUACUCUGAAUGUAAAAAUUGAAAUUAUGAGAAUAAAAUUCUUCAAUUGAUUCCAUUGUAUCCAUUCAUUGAUCCAUUGAAUUUCAGCGAUAGUUAAUUCUGGUUGAAGUAGCUCAGGUAGAAUCUUUCUCGUCUGAGAUAUAAGUAAUUCUAUUCAUAUUCUAGAUA